Endocarpon pusillum Z07020 is the source of this 930-nucleotide messenger RNA. RefSeq lists its product as uncharacterized. The coding region runs from base 1 to 930 and encodes 309 amino acids. The transcript has 2 exons. NCBI's taxonomy places the organism in Eukaryota, Fungi, Ascomycota, Eurotiomycetes, Verrucariales, Verrucariaceae. The record is from RefSeq and is a predicted model, not a curated record.
AUGCCGAAAAGAAAUGAGAAGAAGGUAAAGAAGAAAAAACCGCGAGCCAUACGAAAUCAGGCGAAUACACGGGGAAAGUCAGAGCAGGUGCAAUCCAACCAAGUCGACUCGAAAGACAGACACUCCGAAGAAAAUCCCUGCGACAGACCAGGCAAUCAAGACUCCUCCACCUCCGAAGACUAUCCUAUCUUCCUACCAUUCAACACUCAACAUCUGAUUCUGACUAUUUUGCAAUCCACUCUUGAGGAUUGCUGUCAGGAUUUUGGCAAAAGAUGGCUCCCCCAGCUUAUGGAGGCCCGACGGUGGACGGAGCCAGGAUCGAUCGAGCUGCAUGUCUGGGUGCGUGUCGUUUCAGACCACUGGAACGAGAUUCCUCAUCAAGCCAUAAACCAAGUCAUUGGAAAGGAUUGGAGCACGACUUUAUGGGCUGUCGUCAACAUCCGGCAUUUGGCUGUACACAGGCGUCCAACAAGUGCCAGACUUAUACUAGACUUUCUACACUUUGCGGAAGAGUUUACGGCAAUGCUACAAGAUUCGAAAAGCAUGAACUGCAUUAAGACAAUCAAGAAUAAGCUGAAUUCCGUUGUUGAUGAUUUAGAAGUCAAAGAGGUGUUAUUGCAAGAGGCUUUGAGGGAAGACUUCGCAGAGAUUACCAAAAAACAGACCUUACUCAAGAAAGAAGCGGUCGAGAAUAUGAAGCAAAGAAGCAAAGAGAACAUAACUGCAGCUGGCCAAACUAUAACUGAUUUCCUCACCAUAAACUCAUAUAGCUCGAAGCGUAUACUAUCCUACAGCAAUGACGAUGACUUCAAUUCCAGAAAGAUCAGGGCCGGAGCCCGGGGCAAGAGGCCGCGCACGCUUGGCGGAGGAGGCAUGGAGGUUGGGCAGCGAGGACGCUGCAAGAGUCGAGGCAUUUUUAAGACGAUUUGA